AUGAGCUCAAUAAAUAAUCGGGAAGACAAUCUUGAAUGUCAACAGCAUGUUCUCGAGUACGUUCGGAAAUUUGGAUAUGUCUAUUUUGGCUUCCUCAUAAUUUUCGGUACAAUUGGAAAUAUUAUCAGUUUACUUGUUAUCCGAGGUGUGGGUGCGAAUUGCAAUCAAAGACCUUAUUCAUUUCCCAGAGAACCUUCAGAGGCUGGAUCUAGCCGAAACUCUCCAGAUCGCAUCAUUGUAGAUAAUACGAGGCCACCACUAAGUGUUCCCAGUCGUGUAUCAAUUGUCAGCCCACAUUCAGUCCACAAUAGGAGGCCUAUUCGAAAACACCCUUCAAAGUCCAUUUUCACAGCUCUAGCUAUUGCUGAUACGAUUGCUUUAUGGGUCAACCCCUUUCGCUAUUGGAUCCUUUUUGUUUUCGGUUUCGAUAUACGUCAGAACAAUAGUGCAACACUCUGUCGUCUUCAAACAUUCCUUACUUAUGCCACUCGGGAUGUUGCAAUUUGGGUAUUGUGUCUUCUUACCAUCGAGCGAUAUCUAAUUGGCUGUUAUCCCUACAAGGCAAAGAUUAUCUGGCGUGGAAAGCGAAAAAUAUGCACCUGGGUGAUCAUUUUCGCUGUCAUUUUCGUAAAAAAUUCCAUGCUCCUCUUUAUCAUGCAACUCAUUUACGAUCAUGACAAUGGCAAAUAUGAAAUCAUGGGUCCGAAUUAUAAGAAGACGAAUGUCUCAAAACCACUCCUAUGUGACACUCUCUCUUUGACUGCCAGGAAGGUGUUCUUUUUUGUGGAUAUCGUGAUUUAUUCUCUUGUUCCAACUAUUCUACUUCUGGUCUUAAAUGUUGCCCUCUAUCGAGUAAUUCAACAGAGAACUACAUUCACUGGCCGAUAUCUCUUCUCUUCAAGAAGGAAAAAAGCUGCUCGAAUUACUAAAAUUGAAGAAGGUUUGCAUUCACGAGUGGUUGUACAGAACAGGGCUUCAAUGAAAGUGAAGCGAUCAGUGAUUCAAGCUAACCGCCUAUUGAUUCCUGUAGGAGUAUUUCAUUUAAUCACAUCAGUGCCCAUUUGCAUUUUUUCUAUUAUUGAGGAUGCUAUGCAACUAAAACGAAGCCCGUCUAGUUACGUUCGAUGUAUUCUCGAUGCAUGUGGUUACCUCUUCGUGAUGCUUGGAACAGCUUCUUAUGGAGUCAACUGUCUCAUAUACUUCCUGAGUUCAAGGAACUUUCGAGAGCGAUUAUACGCUCUUACCAAAACUAUCCACCUCUGCAAGUCCAAGAGCCCUGAUUUAUACUAUCACGACAAUGCGGAUCGUUCAAUCAAUUAUAACGCUUCCUCUGCUACUAUCAUCAAGGAUGCUAACUGCGAGAAUUAG
This is a messenger RNA of Rodentolepis nana, 1368 nucleotides long. NCBI's taxonomy places the organism in Eukaryota, Metazoa, Platyhelminthes, Cestoda, Cyclophyllidea, Hymenolepididae. The record is from the annotation of a GenBank genome assembly.